AUGUUCAAGCCGGCGUUGAUCCGAAGUACCACCAAGUCCUUUGCCGCGAGAUUUAAUACUACUUCCCGCUGUCUGAGCUUCGGUAAGGGUGUUUUUGAUUAGUUUUUUUUAUUUUAGUGUACUUUCGACUUUGGAAUUUGCUUUCUCUGUAUAAAGCCGAGUUUAUUAUUGUCUUGAUUUUCGGAUGGACCAUGAAGAGUCGUGACUUUCUAAAGAUUAUUUGACCUUCUGUUUUAUCGACGGUUGGUUUUUUCGCCGGCUCUGACCUUACAUUAGGCUUUGGUGUUAAUUUACGCAUAGAGAUUUUUUGUUGCAAUCUUUUAUGUGGGAUUUAUAGGGAACAAGGUGUAAUCCAAGGCUAAUAUUGGCUAUCUUUAGAACUCAAUGAUGAUCAAAGACAACUCAAACAAGCGGUGGAUCAAUUUGUUAAGCAAGAGGUCAUUCCCGUCGCCGCUGAAUAUGAUCGGAAGAUGGAAUUUCCAUGGGAUGUGAUCAAGAAAGCUCAUGCUAAUGGCUUUAUGAAUCUUGAUCUCCCCCAAGAAGUUGGCGGGCUCAAAUUGGAUCUGGUUUCGAACGCCCUGGUAUCUGAGUCAGUGGGAUAUGGCUGCACUGGAAUUGGAACAGUUUUGAUGGCCAAUGAUUUGGCUUCGACUCCUUUAGUUAUUGCGGGAUCUCCUGAAGUUCAAAAGAAAUUCUUGGGAAGACUGAUUGAAGAGCCUAUUGUUGCUGUAAGUUGAGUUUUCGGAUUGAAUUGUUGUUGCUUUAGUCGUAUUGUGUGACCGAACCAGGAGCUGGCUCAGAUGUUGCCGGAGCCAAGACAAAGGCUGAGAAGAAAGGUGAGAGAGAGAGAGAUGAUAUUUUUACAAGUAUUGAAUUGCGAAUGAGCUUUUUUCACGAUGUCAUGUUUGAUUUUCAGGUGAUGAAUGGGUCAUAAAUGGAUCGAAGAUGUGGAUUACCAACGGCGGACACGCUUCAUGGUUCUUCGUCCUCGCCCGCACUGACCCGGAUCCAAAGACUCCGGCCGGAAAAGGCUUCACCGCUUUUGUUGUGGAUGGAGAUACCCCCGGCUUGACUAGAGGAAAGAAGGAAAUCAACAUGGGACAGCGAUGCUCAUCAACGGUCGCCAUCAACUUUGAAGAUGUCAGAGUCCCGAAUUCUCAAGUCCUAGGCGAAGUUGGAAAGGGCUUCCAUGUGGCUAUGAAAACUUUUGACAAGACCCGUCCCUUGGUGGCGGCGAUGGCUGUUGGACUGGCUUCAAGAGCUCUGGAUGAAGCCGCUAAAUAUUCGUUGGAAAGAAAGACCUUUGGAGUACCAAUAGCAGCAGUAAGUGGGACUGGUAGAGGUUUGGGGAUCCAAAAAUUUGUGGUCUUUUCAAGUGUAGUUGGUAUUUUUAUAUCGGUUAUAAGGAUCGCAUUUUCAGCAUCAAGGAGUCUCCUUCAUGUUGGCUGAUGCGGCUGUUGCUGUCGAAAAUGCUCGUCUUAUGACCUACAGAUCCGCCGAUUAUGUCGAUUCUGGCCGCCCAGGAUCGUAUUAUGCCUCCAUUGCCAAACUCUACGCCGCUGACAUCGCCAAUCAAAUCGCCUCAAAUGCAGUCCAAAUUUUCGGUGGAAACGGAUUCAACACCGAAUAUCCAGUGGAGAAAUUGAUGAGAGACGCGAAGAUCUUCCAGAUCUAUGAAGGAACCUCUCAAAUUCAACGGGUUGUCAUCGCAAGACAGCUCCUUCAACGUGUUAAGGAGACCGGAACCGCUGUGGAACCUCUAUAA
This is a messenger RNA of Bursaphelenchus xylophilus (pine wood nematode), 1765 nucleotides long. The record is from the annotation of a GenBank genome assembly. NCBI's taxonomy places the organism in Eukaryota, Metazoa, Nematoda, Chromadorea, Rhabditida, Aphelenchoididae.